AGGGAACCCGACAUGGGACUCGAUCCUGAGUCUCCAGGAUCACGCCCUGGGCUGAAGGUGGCACUAAACCGCUGAGCCACCAGGGCUGCCCGGCUCAUUCUUUUCCAUCUUCAAAACAACUUUGUAAAAUGGGUACGGUCUCUUUGUCAUCUGCAGUGUACAUGUGACAACGUUGAGGCUCCUGGUCAUCGACCUUUAAGUGCCAAGUAUCAGAGUCAAGUCUGACUCUAAAGCCUAGAGCAGUUGCCUGCCCAAUUCCAGGCAGAGCAAGCCGGUGGUCACUCUCCAUGCCCUGCUCAGGACAGACAUCACUAAUCAAUCGUGGCAUGGCAGAUGCUGCCACUCACCUGCAGGGCUCUUUCCUAAGAAGCUCGGACGCAGCAGCUGUGAACUCCUCCACACAGCAUUGCAGGACACCAUUACCUAUUGGAAGAUCACAUCUACACUAUUUGCCAUCCCUGUGAUCUCACAGCAUCAGCCAUGAGCCCUGAGGACUCAGGCACUAUCCCCAGGUGCUCUAGUCACCAGACCACGGAACCCUGGGCACUGCACAUCUAGUUACUAUGUUCCAACUGGGGUUACUGGCUCCUCUGUCUCCCAAACAGAUGUCCCGUCCAAGCAUGGUCUCUGUUAGAGAAAACACCAUGCGGGUUUGCCUGAGGUUUCAGGCCUUGCUAGGUCGUUAAUAGAGGUUUUUAUUAGGAAACAGUUCAGGUAUACCCCAACAUGUGGAUAAUAAUUUUACCAUAGAGUUUAAGCUACAAAACACCACAGACAUAACUGAAAUCCCUGUGUGUCCCCCUUGGUGCACCCUGCCCCACACCACCACGUUCUGAAUUUUGUAUUUCUCAUUCACAUGCAUAUUUUUUAGACUUUUAUUACAUAUAUACAUAUCCAUAUUAUUAAACCCUACAGAAAUGAUGUUGUUCAGAUUUCGUUGCAGCUUGUGUUUUUCAAACAACUGGACAUGACAGACUCUCAGGCAUGAUGCUAAGUGCACCUUUGAAUUGCCCACCAGAUCAAAAUUGCAAAUAUUUGUUGAAUUCUUUUUUUUUUUUUAAUUUAUUCAUUCGAGAGAGAGAGAACAUAAGCAGGGUGAGCAGCAGAGGGAAAGGUAGAAACAGACUCUUCGCUGGGCGGGGAAGCCAAUGCAGGGCUCCACCUCAGAACACUGGGAUUGUGACCUGAGCCCUUUGCAGGUCUAGACUGCAGCCACCCAGGCGCCCCUGUUUGUUGAACUUUUAUUCUGCACCAGGCAUAGUUGCAAGCGCCUUGCCUGCCUCAACUCACUUCAUGUUCACGACAGAAUUAUUUUCAUCCCCACUUUAUAGAUUUGAAAACAAAGGCAUAGAAAGGUGAAAUUAUGUACCCAAGUCACAUAGCUUGGAAGCUGUUCUCCUAACUGCUAGACAUCACUCUCUCUACUGCUGCGUGGUCUGUUGAAUGAAAACACAGUAAUUUAUCCAUCUGUUCUCCUAUUUAAGGGGCAUUGCUUAUUUUUGCACACUCGCCUCAACAUGGGCUCAGAGGGUUUGGAGGUGGUUGUAUUAUCUUGCUUGGUUCCUACAUGAAGCUGUGAGUAGAUAUUUGUGCCAUCCCCCUACAUCCUUCAGAGAUGAGGAAACUAAGACUCAGAGAGGUUGAAUCACAUUCUCAAAACAGCACAGCUCCAACGGGCCAGAGAUGGGCUGUGAACCUGGAUUCCUUUUUUUUUUUUUAAAGAUUUUAUUUAUUUAUUCAUGAGAAUACACAGAGAGGAGAGAGAGAGAGAGAGAGAGGCAGAGACACAGGCAGAGGGAGAAGCAGGCUCCAUGCAGGAAGCCUGAUGUGGGACUCGAUCUCAGGUCUCCAGGAUCAUGCCCUGAGCUGUAGGCGGUGCUAAACUGCUGAGCCACCGGGGCUGCCCCUGGAUUCCUAUAAUUCCAGAGCCCAGAGGCUCUCCCAUGUCCCAUAUGAGCCCUCGGUUCCCCAUCAGCUUUGCCUCUUGGCUUUGCACCUGGCAGCCUGCCCUCCCUCCCCCAGAACACCCUCCUGGUAACAGGAUUUUGGUCUCCCCUCCUCUGGCCAUUAUCCCUUGUUGUUCUCCUUUCAGAGAAGGGGCCCAACCGGAAGGCCAGUUCGUGUUAGGAAAUUCCAGCCACGUGAGCCAACCCGAGCCAGGGAUUCUGAGCAGCCAGUGGCUUUAGAAGAAACUGAAACUGGGUUUGCUGGGGGCGGAGUGGUCACCAGGGAUUUAAAAGAGCUGCCACUUCCUUGGGCCCCCAGAGGGCACUGGGAGGUCACAGUGACAGAGGGAUACCUGAACCGAGCCUCUGCCCACCCCCUGCCUGAGCCAUGCACCUCUGCAGGGACAAUGAGCUUCUGCCCAGGACGGACCCCGAGGAGCAUCAGAGGCUGAAGAAGAAACAGAAGAACCGCGCAGCCGCCCAGCGCAGCCGGCAGAAGCACACAGACAAGGCAGAUGCCCUGCACCAGCACGAGACACUGGAGAAACACAACCAUGUGCUGCGGAAGGAAAUCCAGGCCCUGCAGACGGAGCUGCUGUGGUGGAGCCGGACCCUGCAUGCCCAUGAGUGCCGGUGCCGGAUGGACUGUGCCACCUGGUUGGCUCCAGUGACCCCUGGCCGCUGGGCCCAGACCCAACAGCCCCCGGACCCUGUGCCCCACGGACAACAUGGCUGCCAGGAGCAGCUGGGCCUAUUUCAGACCCCAGUCUCUUCUCCCUUGGCUCACCGGCUCUCUCCAGAUCCACAGCCUCAUAGUUCACCUAGCCUCCCCCUGUCCCCUUUGCCCUCUCUGUCACUUGGCUCCACUGAGCUCACCGCACCUCCUGCCCAACUGUCCCCUAGCCCCAUCCAGUCAGCCUCACCCAUUGGCUCCAGCCUGCUGAGGCCUUCCUGCAAUCUCGACACUCUACUGCCCAGCCCCUCAGCCCAACCUGCCCCUCUACAGCCCCCUGUGAUGGAGCACCCCACCAGAGGGAAGCUGGGCCCUGACAGCCUCUCAGCUGCCCUGGGGCUGGCCUGCCUGGAGGGUGGGGAGCACAAACCAGCGUUAUUGGCAGCAGACCAACAAGGGCUGGGUGUGGAUCCCAGCCCCCACCUACUCUUGGCCUUCCCCCUGCUCUCCUCUGCUCAAAUCCACUUCUAAGGCAUCCCUGGGAGCUGAGCUAGCCCCUUCCUUGGGCUGAAGUGGCAGCCUCAGCACAUAGGCAUCUCCUCCCUUACCAUUGGCAGUUGCCUCUCUUGGCUGACCAGCUGACCCGGCAUUUCACCAGGAAAAGAAAGUCAUCGCUGCUGCCCAGCACUCUACCAGGCCCUGUCACAGCCAUUAUCUUAUUUUGACUUCAUGGUCAUUCAAAAUCCGGAUUAUCACUCCACUUUUUAGAUAAAGGAGACAGUGGCCAGAGAAGCCAUGUGACGUGCCCAAGGUCACACAGCCUUUUUUUGGACCUGAAAUACUACCAUCUCCUCCUUCUCCUGGUGGGAUACCCUAGGAGUAUCUCCUGGUCUAGGCACCCUAGGAGUUGAAGUCCUAGAAAUUGGGGGCUGGUGUGAGAAGGUUUAAGUGCUGGGAGUGGGGAGGAGCUUUUUCUUCUGGUUUGUCAUUCCCAGGGCCACAGAGCCCUGCAGUUCCUGAAACCUCGCCCUAGCUGGGGCUAGUCCAGAGUUCAAGCCUGGAUGGGGAGAGGCCAAUCAGGAGCCCAGAAGUGGACUCUUUCUUCCCUAGCAGUGCUUUCAGUGCCAAGGAACUGAACCUGUGGGUUGGAUUUGCGGAGAAGCCUGGAACAGUCUCCCCAGGGAUUUCUGCAGGAGGGGCACCCAUAGCCAUACCAAGACCUCUGGGAGAUUCUCCAGGGUCAGCUCUGAGGGCUAUUCCCAAAGAGCCCCCUCCUUCUCCCAGGCUAGAGGUCAGAGCAGCAGUAUCUGGUGGGGUGGGGGCAUGGGGGACCGAGUUCUUUAUAAGGGACCAGAGAUGAGAAACUCCAAUUCAUCACCCAGAUUUUCAUACACCUGUAAACAAACACUAUGCUAGUAUUUGAUACACUCCAGGAUGCUGAGGACAAGUCUCAGCACACAUGUUAUAGCAAAUAAAGUGUUUUCCAAUUCUUUU
This is a messenger RNA of Canis lupus familiaris (dog), 4113 nucleotides long. RefSeq names its product basic leucine zipper ATF-like transcription factor 2 (gene BATF2). The record is from RefSeq and is a predicted model, not a curated record. The transcript has 3 exons. Bases 2335 to 3150 code for a protein of 271 amino acids. Gene Ontology annotation, cellular component: nucleus. NCBI's taxonomy places the organism in Eukaryota, Metazoa, Chordata, Mammalia, Carnivora, Canidae. Gene Ontology annotation, molecular function: DNA-binding transcription factor activity, RNA polymerase II-specific; RNA polymerase II cis-regulatory region sequence-specific DNA binding. Gene Ontology annotation, biological process: regulation of transcription by RNA polymerase II.